AUGGCAAAGACUCCUGAAGUAAAGACUUUUGCAGCAGACUUCGUCAUUAUCGGAGGUGGAACGGCUGGACUAGUUCUGGCUGCCCGCCUCUCAGAGGACCCCAAAACUGUUGUCAUUGUCAUUGAGAGUGGCCCUGACUGUACCGAUGACCCACUGGUACAGAACCCUGAGAACUGGCCCAAGCUUCAGAAGUCAGACGUCGACUGGAACUUUCAGGUUGAACAGCAGGUAUCUUCUACCGAGUUUCCACUCCAGCCUGAAAAUCAACACCCUGCUGGGAGAAUGCUAGGAGGGUCUUCUGCGCUCAAUGGAAUGGUUUUUCUCCCACCGUCUCCAGCUGGAAUCGAUGCCUGGGCAAAGCUUGGAAAUCCCAACUGGAAUUGGGAGUCGAUUCGCCCGUACCUCCUAAAGAGCUACUCGGUGACUGCUCCUAAGUUGAUCCCAGAAAUGGAUUUGGGUGAAUCCAAAUUAGCUACUGGCCCAAUCCAGGUUUCAUAUCCUGCUUUGGAAGACCGUGAGAACCAUCCCCUACUUGAAGCCUGGUGUAAUGCGUUGCGCCACAAGGGCUAUGAUUAUGUGGAAGAUAUUCUUUCAGAACGGAAAACUAUCGGCUCUCGUGCUUUUUCUGCAACCAUCGAUCCAGCAUCGGGGCUUCGAAGCUCUGCUAAUUCCACAUAUGGGUCAAUCAUCGCAAAUCGUCCAAAUGUGGUAGUUUACACGAAUACAACAGCUGUCCGUAUCCAUUUCGACCAUCUUUCUGCAUCUACAGUUGAGGUCAAGCAAGGGACUGACAAUAAUGGGCUUUGGAACACUAUGCAAUUCUCGGCGAGAAAGGAGAUCAUCUUGGCAGCAGGAGCUUUGCAAUCCCCGAAGCUGCUUCAGCUAUCGGGAGUGGGGUGUAAACAUCUCCUCGCCAAACAUGAUAUUCACGCAUUGGUUGAUCUCCCCGGAGUCGGAGAGAACUUGCAGAAUCAUCUCAUGAUGAUUACAUCGACACCGCUCAAAUCACACAUCGAGCCUGGGUUUAAGGCACUGGCAAUGACGCGGAUCUCUCCAGAGGAACAGAAGAAGCUGUUAUGCACUUAUCCUGUGCCAAAGACUGAAUCGGAGAAAGUUCUAAAAUCAAUCAUCGAGGACUCUAAUGAAGCUACCGCAUCAUUCUUCCUGUCUACUUCAGACAAACUUGCUCACUUUGGUCUGGUCACUAGUUAUCCCUUCACCCGCGGCACAGUUAAGCUCAACGACUCUAUUUACCCUUUCAGACCAGCAACAAUUGACUUCAAAUUCUCUCACCCCCUGGACAAGGAGAUGCUGGCAUAUCAAUUCCGCGACCUGCAAAAUCUGAUUCAUAGCGAGCAACUUCGGGAGUUUGUUCGUUGUUGUGGGGACUCCGACGACAGUGAGUGUAAGAAAGACCAACAUGGUCCUGGGUUAUUGAAAGAAUACACUUCUCAAGUCGUGAACAUGGCUCACCACGCCUGUGGUACGGCGGCUAUGCUUCCCCGUGAUGAUGGAGGUGUUGUAGAUCAGAAUUUGUUUGUCUAUGGAACACGGAAGCUGCGAGUUGUUGAUGCCAGCAUUUUUCCUAUUAUCCCGCAUGGCAAUCCCAUCGCAACGGUGUAUGCAGUUGCCGAAAGGGCGGCUGAUAUCAUCAAGGAUGCUCAUAAUAUUCCGAUCCCUGAUGCACCAACCAAUGCUCUAUCAUAA
Penicillium taxi is the source of this 1707-nucleotide messenger RNA. RefSeq names its product GMC family oxidoreductase. NCBI's taxonomy places the organism in Eukaryota, Fungi, Ascomycota, Eurotiomycetes, Eurotiales, Aspergillaceae. The record is from RefSeq and is a predicted model, not a curated record. The transcript is spliced from 2 exons. Bases 1 to 1707 code for a protein of 568 amino acids. Gene Ontology annotation, molecular function: oxidoreductase activity, acting on CH-OH group of donors; flavin adenine dinucleotide binding.